Molecule: messenger RNA, 1197 nt
Organism: Phaedon cochleariae (mustard beetle)
Lineage: Eukaryota; Metazoa; Arthropoda; Insecta; Coleoptera; Chrysomelidae
Source: the annotation of a GenBank genome assembly
AUGACUUUGCUCAAAAACAAUUUAUCCGAAAAUGAAAUUCUAGUGCAUUGUGAUUUCAGCGAAAAUCACAAUUUGAAAUAUACUGAAGAAACACAAUCUUUCCAUUUCGGAGAUUCUCGUCAGCAAAUAACUUUACAUACUGUAGUUGUUUAUUCUAAAUCGAACAACCAGCGCAAGACUGAAUGUUUCUGCACUUCAUCAGAAUCACUGAAACACGAUGUUCCUGCAAUUUGGGCACAUUUAUAUCCUGUCCUGGAUGAAAUAAUGAAUAGAAGUUAUAUUGAUACUUUACAUUUUCUGAGCGAUAGUCCAGCAACACAAUAUAGAAACAAAACAAUGUUUUCCUUUCUAUGUAAUAAUCUGAAACAUUUCUUUCCUGGAGUGAGAAAAUUCAGUUGGAACUACCAUGAAAGUGGCCAUGGAGGAGGUGCUCCCGAUGAAAUAGGAGGUGUUUGUAAACGUACUGCUGAUCGCAUUGGGAGUCAAGGACAAGACGUAUCCAACUUCAACACUCUUGUAGACAUUCUUCAGAAAAACUGUGCAGGAGUUAGAUUCUUUCAAAUUAGUGCUAAUGAAAUUGAAAACUUCACAAGUACCAUUGAUACAGGAAAUAAACUUCAGUUUCCUGGAACCAUAAAAAUCCACCAGGUAGUUGGUAGCAUCAACUCCAACAUUAUGUUUUUCGGAAGCUUGUCCCGUCUGGAUUGUUUAGAAAAUUGUCACCAUUAUAAUAUUGGAACACUCACUUACAAAAAGAGUCCCGAUGUUCUAUCUGAAAGUUCAGUUAAAAGUUUGAAAGAAGAACUGAUUAAAAAUGUGCAGUGUUCUAAGCAACACAAUCAGCGAUAUGAUGAUAUAUACAAUAGCAGCGAUGAUGAACCGUUGAGCUCAUUGGUACCAAAAUCAUGCUCAUCCAAACCAGCUUCAAUGAUACAAACUGGUUCCUUUGUUUUGGUGGAAAUCGAGAAUGAGAAGCGAAGAAUGAAUUCAGCGAUAAAAUACAAUUAUGUAGGGGUAUGUCAAACCGAAAUAGAAGAAGAUGGGGAAGUGAAGGUGCUUUUUCUCAAAAUUUGCGACCAACAUAAUCAGUUAUUCAAAAUGGAUGACAAUGACAUAUCUCAUGUCACAUCUGAACAAAUUUUAUCAGUAUUACCAGAACCAAAGCUUAUACUGAAAGGGGAUAGGGUAUACUAUUAA